This is a messenger RNA of Pelodiscus sinensis (Chinese soft-shelled turtle), 2495 nucleotides long. The record is from RefSeq and is a predicted model, not a curated record. Lineage: Eukaryota; Metazoa; Chordata; Testudines; Trionychidae.
CCCCUGCCUCUGGAGAACGCCGCCAUCCUGUCGGAGGGCUCCCUGCAAGAGGGGCACCGGCUGUGGAUCGGGAACCUGGACCCCAAGAUCACCGAAUAUCACCUCCUCAAACUCCUCCAGAAAUUUGGCAAAGUAAAGCAAUUUGACUUUCUCUUCCAUAAGUCAGGUGCAUUGGAGGGGCAGCCCAGAGGAUACUGUUUUGUGAAUUUUGAAACUAAACAGGAAGCAGAACGAGCAAUCCAAUGUCUCAAUGGUAAACUGGCCCUCUCCAAAAAGCUGGUGGUGCGGUGGGCACAUGCACAAGUAAAGAGAUACGAUCAUAAUAAAAAUGAGAAAAUUCUUCCAAUCAGUCUUGAACCAUCUUCCAGCACUGAGCCAACCCAGUCUAACCUAAGUGUCAGUGCAAAAAUAAAAGCUAUUGAAGCCAAGCUGAAAAUGAUGGCAGAGAAUCCAGAUGCGGAAUAUCCAGCACCACCAGCUUAUUCUUACUUCAAACCACCCGAUAAAAAAAGGACUACUCCUUACUCCAGAACUGCCUGGAAAUCCAGAAGAUGAUGAUUAUGUAUGGCUAAUGGUAGCAAGAGAGACUGUUUUAUACACCUCUGAAAUCCUCCAGUGUUUUUGUACUUGUAGAUUAUGCUCAGUUGGCACUGUCCUUCCCAAUUUCACUGUUUACACUACAGUGUUUUAUAAUCUAUUUUAAAUGUUCUGAUAACUGCGCCAUACUGUCAGUGUAUGUACAGAAUUGACUGCUGUCCAGAAAAAAUAAGGUUCCAUCCAAAACUUGUGACUUAGACAAUUCAUGUUGUUAGUCUGGUUUCAUUAGUAAGACCAGAAGUGUUAGCCAGAUAGAAAAUCAAACACAAGAAAUGGUCUAUUUUAAUUCUGGCUGUUAAAUUUAAGAAAGUACCUUUUUUCAAACAAGUAUUCCACUUUGUUUAAAUAUUUUAAGCAGAGGGAAAACACAAGAGUUUUGAUAAAUUACCAUAAGUCCUUUUCAUCUUCCACACAGCUAACUUUAAAUGGCUUUUGCAACCUCUUUAGUAAAUAUACAUGCUAUAUUUAUACACAAGGCAGCAAUUUUGUUUUGCACCCCGAUUUGUUAAAUUAAAUCUAGAUCUAACCAUGGGACAGCAAAAGGAUUUUAAAUGUUAAUAUUUCAGAACAAUUGUAGAAAUCCAGUGUGUCUCACUGCGUAACUAUUUAAUAAUUCCUAUAUGUAAUUUACUCUGUGCUUCUAAAAUAACAACACUUAAAAUGUAGAUCUUGAAAUUUCAUGUGCAAAACAGUAGAACGUUAUUAUGUGAAAAUACUGUUUAAAGUUUUUAUAGUGGCAUAUCUAGCAUGCAUACAUGUAACCCUCCUUACCGAUUAUUCUUCAUAAGCAAGAUGCGACAGUGUGAGACUGUAACGUUGCUACCCCAGAGACAUCUGGCAGAACAACUACCUCAGAAGGGCACCCAGCUAGGCUAAUUCCAUUCUUGACUGGCUGGCAAAGAUGCUUGGUUACAACAAUUAGGAAAACGUGAGUGGCGGGGAUCUGGCAUAGCAGUGCUAUUGUAUUCUAGGGGUUAUGUUUGCUUUAGGAAGUGUUUAAUUUGUCUUUAAUGGACCGGCGUUUCACCUAAAACAGCACUUGGUCCCUACAAGUUCCCUGCAACACUGACAGACAUGAGAAAAGAUCUAUAAAACCCAUAUGCGUCACAAGUGGGAGUGAUGAGGAAGACAACUAUAUUCACUGGUACUGGAGAUGAUAAUCUAUGUUGCCAAGGUAUCUGAUCUCUCACUGCAAGUUUUUAUAACCGUAAUACAGUUUUCUCACUUGCCAGUCAGUCCUGAAUGGUGUCCCCAAACUGAUAACCAUUACAAUGUCCAAACGAGAUAAUAAUCUAAACUGCCCACGGUUUCUCUCUAGGUGAAAACUUUCUCAUUUGUAUGGCAAACUUAUGUUCUGUUUUACAAUGCUGUUUAUAAUUACAUUUAUGUAUAAAAUGUUCUUAAAACCUCUAAACUAUCUCAACCAUAGCUUUACACGUGUUUGAGAGAUGCACUGUUUUCAAAGCCUGAAAUGGAUCAUUGUUUAAAAACAGGUCUUUAGCUAGUGAGUUUAAUUUCUAACUUUUCUUGUUACCCAGGUACUUGAAGAAAAUGAGUCUCCUUUUAGGUUUAGCACCUCUAUGAAUGAUAAUGCUAUCUGAUAAAAAUUUUUUUGCAGACUGGGUCUUUGUUUUAGAUUUUUACACUUAUAUGAUAUAGUCUCACACUUGCAAUCCUUGAAUCAUUUAGACUCGUUAUUUAAAACAAGAUGGUUGUUUCUAUUUUUAAUAUGAAUUUAGAAAUAGUUGCAUUUGAAUGAGGCGUGCUGGUGUGUUCCCUUUUAUAUUUAUUUAUAUUUAAAAUGGGCUCAUUUGCUAAGACUCUUACAGCUCUGUGUGAAUAAAUAGUUUAAACCAUGUAUUUCUUCUUGACUUGAACCAGUAACCUAGGCUGGUGAA